Neofelis nebulosa (Clouded leopard) is the source of this 4933-nucleotide messenger RNA. It is a transcript of the gene IWS1, whose product is annotated as interacts with SUPT6H, CTD assembly factor 1. Gene Ontology annotation, cellular component: nucleus. Gene Ontology annotation, biological process: poly(A)+ mRNA export from nucleus. Lineage: Eukaryota; Metazoa; Chordata; Mammalia; Carnivora; Felidae. The record is from RefSeq and is a predicted model, not a curated record. Bases 232 to 2775 code for a protein of 847 amino acids. The transcript is spliced from 14 exons.
GUAGAUCGCCGAACUGCACGCCUGCUGGCCUGUCGGGUACGGCUUCUUGUGCCGCGGCUUUUAGUGUUUGCGACUGCUGCUGCUGCGGUUUUAUUCUCCUCAUCCUCGAAACCCUCUAGUCGAGCGGGAGCCUCUGAGCACUGGGCCGCGCCAUUGGGGUUCACACCGCCAGGAAGGAGGUGACGGGGGCGGCGCGGGGCGCGGACACUCCCCGCCGAGAGCCCGCCUGCCAUGGAUUCGGAAUAUUACAGCGGCGACCAGUCAGCAGAUGAUGGUGGCGCUACCCCAGUACAGGAUGAACGGGAUUCAGGGUCAGACGUUGAGGAUGAUGUAAAUGAGCAACACUCUGGAUCAGACACUGGAAGUGUAGAACGUCAUUCAGAGAAUGAACCUAGUGAUCGAGAGGAUGGCCUCAACAAAAGACAUCAUGUGACGGAUUCUGAGAAUGAUGACCCCUCAAACCUUAAUGCCAGUGACUCUGAAAGUGAGGAGCUUCAAAGGCAAAAGGACAGUGACUCUGAAUCUGAGGAGCAUGCAGAGCCUGUUGCAAGUGAUUCUGAAAAUGAGGACACUCAUCAGCGUGCAAGUGACUCUGAGAGUGAGGAGACCAGGAAGCUACCUGUCAGUGAUUCGGAAAAUGAGGACCUUCUUAAUGGACACGCAACUGAUUCAGAAAAUGAAGAUGUUAGAAAGCAUCCUGCCAGUGAUUCAGAGAUGGAAGAGCUCCCCAAAAGUCCUGCUAGUGACUCUGAAACAGAGGAUGUUCUAAAACCUCAAAUCAGUGACUCCGAGAGUGAAGAGCCCCCACAGCACCAGGCCAGUGAUUCCGAAAAUGAGGAGCUUCCCAAGCCUAGAAUUAGUGAUUCGGAAAGUGAGGAGCUUCCUAAGCCUCGGGUCAGUGACUCAGAGAGUGAGGAGCCUCAGAGGACUCAGGCCAGCGACUCGGAAAAUGAGGAGCUUCCCAAACCCCGUGUCAGUGACUCAGAAAGUGAGGACCCACCACGGCACCAAGCCAGCGACUCAGAAAAUGAGGAGCUUCCCAAACCCCGUGUCAGUGACUCGGAAAGUGAGGGACCCCCACGGCACCAAGCCAGCGACUCAGAAAAUGAGGAGCUCCCCAAACCCCGUGUCAGUGACUCGGAAAGUGAGGACCCCCCAAGGAACCAGGCCAGUGAUUCAGAAAACGAGGAGCUUCCCAAGCCCCGAGUCAGUGACUCUGAGAGCGAGGAGCCUCAGAAGGGACCCGCCAGUGAUUCCGAAACUGAGGAUGCUUCCAGGCACAAACAGAAGCCAGAGUCGGACGAGGACAGCGAUGGGGAGAACAAGGGAGAGGAUGCAGAAAUGCAGAAUGACUCAUUUCGUUCAGAUAGCCAUAUAGACAGAAAAAGGAUCCAGAGUUCAGACAGUGAGGAGGAGGAACCCAAAAGGCCAAAAAUUGACAGUGACGAAGAUGAAGAAAAAGUCGGGGAAGAGGAGAAAGUAGCAAAGCGAAAAGCUGCUGUGCUUUCUGACAGUGAAGAUGAAGAGAAAGCAUCAGCGAAGAAGAGUCGGGUUGUCUCUGAUGCAGAUGACUCUGACAGUGAUGUUGUAUCAGAUAAACCAGGCAAGAGAGAGAAGACUCUAGCUUCUGACAGUGAAGAAGAAGCAGGAAAAGAAGAAUUGUCUGAUAAGAAGAACGAAGAGAAGGAUCUGUUUGGGAGUGAUAGUGAGUCGGGGAACGAAGAAGAAAAUCUUAUUGCAGACAUAUUUGGAGAAUCUGGUGAUGAAGAGGAAGAAGAAUUUACAGGUUUUAACCAAGAAGAUUUGGAAGAGGAAAGAAGUGAAACCCAGGUAAAAGAAGCAGAAGAUUCAGAUUCUGAUGAUAACAUAAAGAGAGGAAAACAUAUGGACUUUCUGUCGGAUUUCGAGAUGAUGUUGCAGCGGAAGAAGAGCAUGAGCGGCAAGCGCAGACGGAACCGUGAUGGCGGUACUUUCAUCAGUGACGCCGAUGACGUAGUGAGUGCCAUGAUCGUCAAGAUGAAUGAAGCUGCCGAGGAAGACAGACAGUUGAACAAUCAAAAAAAGCCAGCACUGAAAAAAUUAACAUUAUUACCAACUGUGGUCAUGCACCUUAAGAAGCAAGACCUUAAAGAAACAUUUAUUGACAGUGGUGUGAUGUCUGCCAUCAAAGAAUGGCUCUCCCCUCUACCGGAUAGGAGUUUGCCAGCACUAAAGAUUCGAGAGGAGCUGUUGAAGAUUCUACAAGAGCUACCUAGUGUGAGCCAGGAGACCCUGAAGCAUAGUGGGAUUGGACGAGCAGUGAUGUAUCUCUAUAAACACCCCAAGGAAUCAAGGUCCAACAAGGAUAUGGCAGGGAAAUUAAUCAAUGAAUGGUCUCGGCCUAUAUUUGGUCUUACCUCAAACUACAAAGGUAUGACAAGAGAAGAAAGAGAGCAGAGAGAUCUAGAACAAAUGCCUCAACGACGGAGAAUGAACAGCACUGGUGGCCAGACACCCCGAAGAGACCUGGAAAAGGUGCUGACAGGAGAAGAAAAAGCUCUCAGACCUGGAGAUCCUGGAUUCUGUGCCCGUGCAAGGGUCCCCAUGCCCUCAAACAAGGACUACGUUGUCAGACCUAAGUGGAAUGUGGAAAUGGAGUCAUCCAGGCCUGGUAUUCUUAAAAAGGGCCUAAGCCGAUUGGAAAAGCAUAAGAGGCGAUUUGCAGAACAGAAACGACUCAGCAAAGUGCACCGUGCUGUCAAGUUCAGCAUUGAAGGCAACAGGAUGCCCCUGUAGUCCUGGCCCUACCAGAGUGUAUCCGGGAGGUAUCCCCAAGGAAGCAUGCUCUGUGCAUGGGCUUGAAUUGUCAGCAGCUAGAGUGAAAACAAGUGUGCGUGUGCUUUCUUAACCAAAAAAGGCCUGGCCCACUUUUAGUUACUGAAGUAAUGAACUUAACAAACACUUUGUGACUUUCGAGUCCUACUGAAUGUUUAGAAAUGGAUAUGGAAGUCCCUUCCUUUAUUGGUACCCCAGGAAUUCAUAUAUAGUUAAGUCCCUGAUGAGCAUUUGGUCUUCCUCUUAUUAUUGAAAAUGCUUUUUUAGGGUCCAGGAUCAUAGCGGUCUGCAUUACAGGCAUGUGAAUGUGAAUGUAGCUUCUUAGUGGAAGGGAAGUGGCUUUUUCCCACAUUGUCUGUGUGCAUUUGAGGGCCCAGUGCAUAAAGCCUUGCACUGAACACUUAGGAGAUAAAUUUGAUUGAUGGUCAGAAAUGAAAGAGUUGGGACCGUUCCUGCAGCCAGACUCACUCCCAGCUGUGCUCUGAGGUUAACAGCAGUGCCUUGUGGCAGGGUGCUCUGAAGAGUCUGAGUGUGUUGCCUUCUUGUGACUUCUCUGGGACCCCUGCUUGGGCAGCUCUUUUCACGGACUACACUCACCUCUGUGCGCGUUCGUUUUUGCUGUUCAGCUGCAGUCAAAACAAAGCACACCCUUUCUUUCUUACUGAGAAUAGCUGGAAGAUAGAAGAGCACUACUGCUUCAGAGCCAAGAACUUUUUCAUAACUUCCCUCCCCUUUUUUGUACUUUUACCCAUAAAAAUGUCCCCUGACCUCCCUUCUCUCCCUCAGCCACCCCUCUUUCUUUUACCUGGUUUUCACUGUCUUUCCCUCUUUUUAUCCCUCUCCCUGGUAGUUUUUCCUCCCCAAUAUACUUACUUUUGAGAAUUGAGAACCACAAUCUGGCAAAGAAAUUAUAAUACAGAGUCUCAGUGGCCACUCUUCUUUGGAAGCCUGUCGGUGUUUUGAAGGGCAUGUGCCCUCCUCUCCCAGUAUGUGACGGAGAGGCAGGAAGAGAGAAGUGACCAGCAGGAGGAGAGGGAAACUUAAGCUGAAUUCCUUUCCUUCAUCCCACACCCCCCAGGUCAUAAUGUGCCAGUAUUUACCUAGGCCUGAGUCUGGCUGAUAGAGUUCUGUCAGAAAACAAAUAAAUACGGCAUGAUCCAGAAAGCUGGUGGUUUCAUGUUACAUUUUAGGAUGUUGUCCUUAAACUACCUGAUACCGUUUCCCCAGUUCAGGAUGAAUCCUUACAGAUUCACUCAGGGCUUUCACGAACCACAGAGACAUGAAGAGUACUAUUAGAAAACGUAUUUUCCAAGAAUAAAUUGGAGUGAGUAAAUGGCUUUCAAAUGAAAUGCUCGUUUUAAAUGUCAUUUUUAUCUUUGAAAUUACAUAAGUGAAUAUAAAAGACUAUAGAAUAACCCAUCCCCAAAACCCUGCUCUUCCUCAGAGUCCCCACUAUUAACAGUUUGAUGUGUUAAAUGUAUUUCCAGUAAUGCUUCAAAGUUGGUUUUUUUCUGGUUGUAAUUAUAGAAAAUUUGAGAUUAGAAAGGGAAAUUGCCCACAAUUCAAAAGCAGUUUGAUACCAUUUUUGCCCUUUUUUUCUAUUGAUACUUUCAUAUAAUUACAAUUAUUCUGUAUAUAAUUUUGGUCACUUCUCCUCGUUAAACCACCUUAUAGUUUUAUCACUUAUAAUGGAUGCCUAAUAGUCUAUCAUGUGAAUAUAUAAUUUGUUUAUUUAUUCUUCUGUGGUUUCUGAUUUUUCACUCCUAAAUAGUGCAGUAACCUAUACUACAUUGUAUGUUUAUAUGUUAAUUUAUUCCAUGGAGUGCUUUUAAGAUAACACUAAAAUGACAAAAAGCAAUGUAUGUUUUUUUAUAACCUUUUAAAUGCAGAAAGCACAAAUAAAAUUACUGUCAGUUGUAAUUCCACCACACCUUAAUAUUAACAUUUUGGGUUAUUUCCUUUUUGUCCUCUUUAUAUUGUACAUAAACAUUGCUGGUUUUGUGCUUUGGUAUUUUUGUUUUCAAAUUUUAUGCAAAAUUGUUAUUUUAUACUUUGUUAGAUUUGUGUUUUACUUAACAUGGUAAACAUUCAUUUGAGUAAACAUUCUUCAGUGACUUAA